AUGACAUCCAACCUCCAUCCCCUACCUCCCCCAGCCCUCUCCUACCCACAACACUCUCAAACAGACGACUACAGACACCAUAAAAGACCAAGCUACCAUAAGGAGUGAAGACAAUUAAAUACCACACGAACACGGCUACUCGCUACGGCGAUCCCCACUAUGACAUAGACAACCUAACACAUCGAACAACCUACAUGAACACGUCCGAAACACGCUAAAACGACUGAAACUACUCAAACAGACGCACACGCAAACACACCCGUCCAACACACAGGCCGAAUAUAAAGCCGACAUAGUAGAAGGGGCCAAUACGACGGGAAACACACCAAUGACCCAAGGACACAAUACUAAUAGAAACACAAGACACCGCUCUACCCACCAGAUCCCAGCAAACCCCGCAAAAUCCACAGCAGUAAGCAAGACGAGAAGCCAAGACAAGCAGGGUUACCGCUGGGGCGGACAGAAAAGGCACCACAUAGGAGAUACCACCCCGGACACCCGACAUGCCACACACACCCACACUACACUCCCACAUAAGACCUACUACACAAAGCCAUAA
Messenger RNA from Pelobates cultripes (western spadefoot toad), 559 nucleotides. Lineage: Eukaryota; Metazoa; Chordata; Amphibia; Anura; Pelobatidae. The record is from the annotation of a GenBank genome assembly.